AUGGACAAAAUUCCAACGUUGCCAAAACACAGACCUAGACACAGGGUAGCAUCUGCUGAUAAUAAAACCGGCAUUGAAGAAAUAGAAGUUGACACAAAACCAAUUGAGCAAAAUAGUGAAGUGGCCGGUGAUCAACAUAAGAUUUUAUCACACAGGCCACAACUUGAAAAGAGGAUUGAGCACCCAUAUUUAGAUGUUGAAGAAGCAGUUGAGAAUGAUAAUAAUGCCAAGAAUAUAUCUGAUACUGAAAAGGCAGAACGUAAAUCUCCGCAAAUGCCUAAAAGUCGACCAUCUAUAAAAAAAAUAUUGUCAACAGAAGAACCAUCAAUCCCAAAAAUACCAUCACACCAUCCAAAAGGGCAUCUAAGAAGUGGGAAUAAAGCACAUGACGAAUUGCGCAAGGGAGAGAGUGAUCAGAUUGUGAGUGAGCAGAUUAUCAAUGAUCAGACUGAAAGUGAGCUAAAUUACAAUGAUGAGCAUCACGCAGAUGAAUCAGAGAGCGAUGAUAAACAUAUUCAGGAUGUUAGCACGUUAUUGCCUAAAGAACGGAAAUUGACUGACGAUAUUUCAUUUAAUGCAGUUGUUAACGAUACACCAGCAAGCUUGAAUUGCUCUAUUCCAAGGAAAAGCACUACCGUUUCGACAAAUUCGGAGUCGGGAUACGAUACGGUUAUUGAUAUGUACAAAAAGAGCCCUGAGUCUCCUAUUUCCAUUAAAGAUGACACUAACGACUCUAAUGACGCUUCCGAAAUGAACCCAGAGAGAAACGUGUUGGACCAAGAAAACACGUGUUCUUCAAAAGUUCCAACCCCAAGAAGAUAUGAUGAUAAUGCCAAAGGUGAUUUGAAGCUAAGUAGUGUUUUGCUGCCUGCAAAUACAGACGGUGAUGAUCUUAAGGAGCGGAAAGCUGUACAUAUAGACAAGAUUGAUGCUGUAAAAUCGAAAACAGAGAACCCUGAAGCUGAUUUGUCGCAAAAUGUGUCUUCUGUGAAAAAAUCUAAGACCAUAUCCGAAAUCUCGUUGGAGAAGAAGGUCCAGCCACCAAAACCUAAGAAGAAACGUCCUAUGGUUCCUAAAAAGCCAUCAUCUAAGAUAGCACAGUUUCAGGCUAUGCUUCAACAGCAGCAAGAGCAUGAUCUGGGAUUUCUUAAUAAGCGUGCCCCGGUUCUUCCUUCACAUAGACCAAGGAAGCAUGAUCUGGCAUCUGCAAGUUAUGAUAACCAUGAGCCGGAAAAAGAUGCCUCGAGGGAGCAGUUUUCUAGCAAGUUGAACAGUAUGUUCGGAAUGAAGAUGAACGGUAUACCUUUACCUGGUAUGGUAUUGCCGGAGGUGAAAUCCCAGAUGCCGGUUUCUCGAUCUGACUCUGGUAAGAAGGAGCUUAGUAAGCCGCAAAGUAGGCAAUUAGGUGCAAGAAGAAGAGCUCGUGCUCCUCGGGGAAGAAGACUUCCUAAAUCUGUUGGAAAUGUUGUUGAGGUAAACGACGAAACUCUAGGAACCAAGACCAAAUUUACUGUUUUUGCCGAGGACAGCUGGAAGAUGGACUUCGAGGAUCCGGAAAUGAAGAAUGAGGGUGAUAGUACUAGGCCAGAUGAUAGUGAUAUCAAAGCAGAGGAUGAUGGUAUCAAAGCAGAGGAUGAUGUUAUCAAAGCAGAGGAUGAUGUUAUCAAAGCAGAGGAUGAUGUUAUCAAAGCAGAGGAUGAUGAUAUCAAACCAGGGGAUAAUGGUGUCAAAUCAACAGAUGCAGAAGGAGAAGGUCCGAAAAUUGUGCCUAAUAAGCAUAUUGCUGAGCAUCAAACCGUUACGGAUGAGCAGAAAAAUUAUACAAAUAACGAAGAUGGUACGCAGAUUGAGAGCAGUGAAGAUACAGUGCAUGUGGGUUUGGAAAGUAAUAUACCUUCUUUGGAUGAAACGGUUACCCAAAGUUCUUCUGCCAAUUUGGAAUCACGUUCGGAUUCUCUAGAUGAACAAGCAGACGUAUCUGAAAUUGAGUGUGCGCAGAAAGGUAAAUGUGCAAAUGGCAAUAAUGCAGGUGUAAAAGAUGAGCAGGUUGACUUUGAAGAAGACAAUUCUAAAGACAGUGCUUUCAGCAAUACGGAAAUAUCAGAAAGUUUACAUAAGCAGGCCGAUAUCACUACAAGGGAGUCUAAAGAUGCGCCUUCAGCCGAAAAAGAAGUUGAACAGUAA
Messenger RNA from Brettanomyces bruxellensis, 2184 nucleotides. RefSeq lists its product as uncharacterized. NCBI's taxonomy places the organism in Eukaryota, Fungi, Ascomycota, Pichiomycetes, Pichiales, Pichiaceae. Bases 1 to 2184 code for a protein of 727 amino acids. The record is from RefSeq and is a predicted model, not a curated record. The transcript has 2 exons.